This is a messenger RNA of Dicentrarchus labrax (European seabass), 3638 nucleotides long. RefSeq names its product ariadne homolog 2 (Drosophila) (gene arih2). NCBI's taxonomy places the organism in Eukaryota, Metazoa, Chordata, Actinopteri, Moronidae. The transcript is spliced from 15 exons. Gene Ontology annotation, molecular function: ubiquitin conjugating enzyme binding; zinc ion binding; ubiquitin protein ligase activity. The record is from RefSeq and is a predicted model, not a curated record. Bases 426 to 1961 code for a protein of 511 amino acids. Gene Ontology annotation, biological process: ubiquitin-dependent protein catabolic process; protein polyubiquitination; positive regulation of proteasomal ubiquitin-dependent protein catabolic process. Gene Ontology annotation, cellular component: ubiquitin ligase complex; cytoplasm.
UGGCGUGAGAAACGCGGACGUGACGUCAUAGAUAAGUACCUCUAUCUUCCGCCUACCAGGCUGGCGAACACAGUGUAAAUCGCUCUCUGGGUUUCCCCACACAAAACCCACUUCUGGCUGUCAGCGCUGCCCUGAGAGUCUUUUUUCCCCCUCUCCUUAGAUUGUCCUGUGACCAGCUUUCGAAAUGAGUGACGGGGAGUGUGACUUCUUCUGCUUCUUCCGCUGCUGCUGAGCGCGCUCUCUAUGCGCCUCAGACAGACGGAAAGGCAGGGUGUCUCUGAACAGUGACACAAGCAGGUGGACAGGAGUGUGGAGAGACACAGGAAGGUGGACUGUCCAACGAGACAUUUCAGCUAAUCGGACCACUAGGAUCCGACGGGUAGGCUGGUUGUCUACCUGUCCGGGUGAUUGAUUCAAUCGACUGGAUGUCUGUGGACAUGAACAGCCAGGCGUCGGACAGUAAUGAGGAAGACUUCGGGGUGAACUCUGAAGAAGAGGAUGAUGAUGACGAUGGGGGAGAAGAGGAGGAUCAGGGCGACAUCCAAAGCUACUAUGAAGGUGUGGCCAGCGAUGUGGAGCAACAGGGCGCUGACUCAUUCGACCCAGAGGAGUACCUGUUCACCUGCCUGACCUACAAAGAGAGUCAGAGGGUGCUAACGGAGGAGGUCCACACUGUGGCUGCUGCACUGAAGGUUUUACCAGCGGUAGCAAAACUGAUCUUGGUGCACUUUCACUGGCAGGUUACACAAAUACUGGACAGAUACAAGUCCAACUCAUCUCUGCUGUUGUCGGACGCUCUGGUCCAGCCCAGCAGCACCUGCAGAUCAGUCCCUGCCCUUCAGUCCCUCCAGUGUGGUGUGUGUCUACAGGUUGUCCGGAGAGACUCCCUGCUGGCACUGCCCUGCCAGCACUCCUUCUGCAAAGCAUGCUGGGAGCAGCACUGCACUGUACUUGUCAAAGAUGGCAUUGGAGUGGGUAUCUCGUGUAUGGCUCAGGACUGUUCCUUGCAGAUGCCAGAAGACUUUGUCCUGCCGCUGCUGCCAGCAGAGGAGCUGAAGGACAAAUACAGACGCUACCUCUUCAGAGACUACGUCGAGAGUCACUUCCAAUUGCAGUUGUGUCCGGGUGCAGACUGUCCCAUUGUCAUCAAGGUGCAGGAGCCCCGGGCGCGCAGGGUGCAGUGUGAACGCUGCAAUGAGGUCUUCUGUUUUAAAUGCCGUCAGAUGUACCACGCGCCUACAGACUGUGCAACGAUCCGGAAAUGGCUGACCAAAUGUGCAGAUGACUCGGAGACGGCUAACUACAUCAGCGCACACACUAAAGAUUGUCCUAAGUGCAAUAUCUGCAUUGAGAAGAACGGAGGGUGCAAUCACAUGCAAUGCUCCAAGUGCAAACACGACUUCUGCUGGAUGUGUCUUGGUGAUUGGAAGACUCACGGCAGUGAAUACUACGAGUGCAGCCGCUACAAAGAAAACCCUGAUAUAGUCAACCAGAGUCAGCAGGCUCAGGCCCGAGAGGCCCUCAAGAAAUACCUCUUCUACUUUGAGAGGUGGGAGAAUCACAACAAGUCUCUGCAGUUGGAGGCUCAGACGUACCAGAGGAUCCAGGAGAAGAUCCAGGAGAGAGUGAUGAACAACCUGGGAACCUGGAUUGACUGGCAGUACCUGCAUAACGCUGCAAAGCUACUGGCUAAGUGUCGCUACACGCUUCAGUAUACGUACCCUUACGCCUAUUACAUGGAGUCCGGCCCACGCAAGAAACUGUUUGAGUACCAGCAGGCCCAGCUGGAAGCAGAGAUAGAAAACCUGUCGUGGAAGGUGGAGCGGGCCGACACCUAUGAGAGAGGAGUGGUGGGAGGCGAGGGGGAGCUCAGCGCCAGCGACAGAGGGGAUCUGGAGAAUCAGAUGCACAUUGCUGAGCAGAGGCGACGUACGCUGCUGAAGGAUUUCCACGACACCUGAAGCUCCAUCGCGACUGCAAAGCACCAGCAUCUCCCUCCUUACUUACUAUCUUUGCUUCCUUCCAUGACCAUCCCUUGGUGCAGUCAUACUGACCCCUCCUUUUCGCUUCUCUAUACUCGCUCAUUUGCUUCUUUCUUUCUGUCUUUCCCUCCUCACUCCCAUAACGCUGCAGGGUCACGGAAUGGCACGAUUGUAUCUCUCCUUCCUCUUCUCAUGCCCACCCUCACCUCAUCUACACGUUUUGGCUUCAGAGCAUCACAUUCAGUGCGGUUACACCUAUUGCAGCUUCUCAGAUCGGAUCAUAUAGGUCAAAUUUUGAGGUUUUGUCAUGGGUCUGACAACAUUGGGUAUUUUUUUAUUUCACAUUAAGCGUUAAGACACUGACAUGAGCAGCUAAAAUUAACAUGUUGCCUGUUGAAAAGAGUGUCAGAGCUCCCAACAUUAUCCCUGUGAUGCUGGAAUAAUCAUUAGACAGAAAAGUAAAACAAGUAAAGAUGGAGAAGCUUUUGUUAUUAAGCAGACGAGGAAGAUGGAAUACAUUUUCUUUAAGGAGACUGUGCUGAUUGUGGAUCUGUAUUUGGUGGUUUCAUAUAGACCAUAAUGACUAGUGGGCUGUUGCUGGCAGUUGUACCUGUAGCACUUACUGUGUUAGCCUGAACCGAAAAUUUUCAUUUCAGUUAACUCUCGUAAGCUGGAAACAAGUGAAGUGUGAUACCUCUAGAUUAAACAUGUCACACUCACUGCCCUGGCUCUGUUUUGAAUAAGCUUUAUCAUCAACCAGAUAGAUGCAACUUGACAUGUCAAUGAACAAUUCUCAAUGGCAGAUUAUGGAGAUCUUUUGUUGUAAAUUCUGCUGUGUAUAUGGUGUGUUUACUGUGGAAAAAUGGUGACCUCACUGUCCCACGUACUCCUUAAAUACCUAAAAACAAUAUUUUGCUACGUAUGAUGCAUGUUUAUGUACACAAACUACUAAAGAAUAUGAUGAAUGUGUGUUUAGACAACAACUUUUUUUAGAUCUUGUUGCUGGUGUUUCACAAUAAACACACCUCCCCCCUCUUCUUUGUUGUGUCAGUACCAAAACUGAUCUGCUACAGCCUCUACUGCUAGCAAAUAGCUGCUAGUUAUUAUGAUCGAAGUAAAACUACUGAAUUACUUUGUCCGAAUCUUGUCUCUUUACGUUCUCACACAGGCGUUUGUUGCUUUGUGUUCAGCUAAUGUAGAUCCAGACCAGUGUGAGCCAGACCUCGAACAUUUGCACCUCCACUGAAGUUGUUUGAAGCAGCUAGUGUAAUCUCAGCCAUUCACGCACACUACAGCACCACCCAUAGACAUUUGCACGCACAUACCAUGCCGCACAUUGACACACUCACGCGCAAACACUCCGCUGCAAAAGAAAAUAAACGUUAACCAUUAAUUUGUCUCCUUCCCCCAUCUUGUGCUCUUUUCUCUUUCUUUACAUUCAUCCCCUCAAUGCAUUUUGCUCUCUUUAUUUUCUCUUUUCUUCCCACUCACAUUGUUCACUUUUCUUCUGGAAAAUGGCUGUUGAUAGAUAGAUCGUUUAAAAAAAAAAAUGGAAAAAAAAAAAAAAGUGGAAAAAAAAUACAAAAAAAUUGUUGUAAUUUUCAACGGUUGUACAUUAAUACAGAAAUAGAGUUACUGAGAGUUUUUAAAACCGGA